Molecule: messenger RNA, 610 nt
Organism: Aureobasidium pullulans EXF-150
Lineage: Eukaryota; Fungi; Ascomycota; Dothideomycetes; Dothideales; Saccotheciaceae
Exons: 1
Coding region: 122-514 (130 amino acids)
Source: RefSeq, a predicted model, not a curated record
UUGUGACCUCCCCGCACGAUAUACACCAGGACAAUCGACUCAGACGUAGACGAGAACAGGCGCAGGCUGACAGGCGGACGUCAGUCGGGAGUCGUUGGCGAGCGUAGAUGACAGGCUCCAGAUGAGUGCGACGCGGGAUAGGCGUUGGAUUCGCACACGUAAAGGUUCGGUCGAAAUUGGGCAAGAAAGAAAAGCUGAGCAGAUUCGGGCGAGCGAGAGAAGAAUACAACCAGACUCCAGAGAAAGGCGAACAAUCAGCGAGCCAGCUCCGUCACUUUGUUCGGCCAGAGAAACCGAUUGGAAAAAUCUACCGUCAGGCCGUCAAAGUGGUUUGCAACUUCGAGGCGUUUGCGCUGCUUUUUUCCCGAGCUUAGUAGCACGGACCGGAGAGGGCAGCGAGCCGAUCCCGCAGACUGACGACGCGGCUACUUUUCGUCUAGAGGGGCAGACUGCGGCAACGCCCGGUGAACUUCGACUCACUGUGAGAAUGGGCAGAGUGGGAAGCGAGGAGUGAAGGAGCGGGGAGACAGACAGAGAUGACAAGGUUGCCAUCACUCAGUCCGUGACUCCGCUUGUCCUCGCACUGUGACUCUGUGCCUAGUUGGUUACU